CUUUCUCAUCAAAAUUUAUUCACUCCAAACGAAUCUAAUAUCCAUCAAGAUGCCGUUCAUUCCGGGGGACAAUGGUAUUGCCGAUUCCAGAGUUGCGAGCGGAAACACAGGUCCAACAAGCUCUCGGAAGCGAGUAAGGGACUCUGACUGUGAAGCUCCACGGGCCAAGGUUGCGAAAACAGGUCAAGAGGAUGAUAAGCUAGCAGAUCUCAAGUCGAGCCUCGCAAAUGCCGCGACGAUACUUGAUGCCGCCAUGUCGGAGAUCCGUGAAACCAAGGCGGAUAUCAAGCAACGCAAGAUCCAUUUAAAGGGGCUCAUCGCCGAAUUCCACGACGUCACGGCCAUGGUCACAGAGCGAAGUGUAGCCUACAUGGCUAGCCUCAGAGAGGAAAAACUUAAGAAGGAGAACGCAAGCUUAAGAGAUCGCAUUAAGAGACUGGAAGAAGCCUCACCAGAUGAGAUAAAGAGGGAAAUAGACCAAGAAUCACGUUCGCGACGCCGCGCCAAAUCAUAUGGCUGCAAGGCAUCUAUCGAUGACCCUGAUGUUAACGAUAAGGCACCCAAACAAGGGGAGUGAGGACUAACUACCAAGAAUGUGGUAUGGAGCCUCUUUUGCUAGAGUUGGAGAACGAGACCAAUAGGGAUAGUAGUUAGAGCCACUCGUGUGGUACCACAAUC
Molecule: messenger RNA, 678 nt
Organism: Annulohypoxylon maeteangense
Lineage: Eukaryota; Fungi; Ascomycota; Sordariomycetes; Xylariales; Hypoxylaceae
Exons: 3
Coding region: 50-577 (175 amino acids)
Source: RefSeq, a predicted model, not a curated record